Molecule: messenger RNA, 4219 nt
Organism: Lycium barbarum (goji berry)
Lineage: Eukaryota; Viridiplantae; Streptophyta; Magnoliopsida; Solanales; Solanaceae
Exons: 4
Coding region: 1102-2208 (368 amino acids)
Source: RefSeq, a predicted model, not a curated record
UCCAAAGAUAGAAGGAUUAAAUCUUUGAAAGGGUACAAGGUAGGUAACUAUUACUUAUGAAUAUUAUCUUUGUAUAGAUUUAUUGUUCUCUUUUUGCCAUUUUAAUGUUGAGUAGGACAUCUUUUGUGAUCCUCUUUUUCAAUACUGCAAAUCUCAAAAUGGAAACAGGGCAUGGAUCUUAACUCUUUCUGAAUUUUUUUCUAAUUUACACUGUCAUUUAUUCUCUUCAGCGGGCUAUAGUUACAACUGAAGACAAUCCAAAUAAUAAGUUUGGUGGAGCUUCGAUGAUAGCUGCUAUAUACAAUCCUAGUAGUAUAGGUCAACAACAUAGUGCAUGUCGAUUGAAACUUAUUAAAGGAAAAAGUAUUAUACAAACGGGUUGGAGAGUAAGUCAAAUCAACUCCUUCAAUUUGUGAAUAAUAUAUGUUCCCUUGGUGCCUAUACAUCAAAACACCCCUGAACUAUACCCGAAAUGUCGAUAUCACACCUAAACUAUACGAGCGACCUAUUACACACCUUAAUAUCUUAAAAGUGAAUUAAAUUACCCCUCCACAGACCAAAACCCCCAAUCAGUGAAUGGCGUGGGUGACACUCGCCCUUGGGUGAAGCCACGUAUUAAAUGAACUGAUUUAUUUUAUAAUCACGUCAUUAUAAUAUAUUUAACAUAAUAAACCCAUUUUAAUACCCAAACCCAUUUUUAACCCCCCAAACCCAUUUCAAAUCACCCAAACCCACCCAAACCCACACACAUCAGACGCCCAAAUCCUAAUUCAAGAAAACCAAACGACACCACAAACAACAAAUCGUUCAAUAUUGGUCCUAAAUCAUAUAUUUUUUUAGUUUACCUGCUCAAUAUUGUCUGAUUUCAUAGAGUUUUUUAGUUUUUCUUCAUCCUAAACCUAUAAUCGAAGUGUUGGUGAUUUUUUGAACUUGGACGAUUCGAAGUUGGCUUUUUUGUUGACGUUUGGAGGACAAACAUCGGCUGUGUUACUAAAAGGUUAGUCCCUUGUCUCAUUUUGUUUCUGUAUUGUGCAAUUAGAACUAGGGUUUUUUUGCGUCUUUAAUUUUUUCUGCAAAUUUACAAUGUAAAUGACUGGGUAAAUGUUUGAAUAUGUAAAUGUCGAUUUGGUUGUUGUGUAUUUCAUUGACUAUGAAAUUGAAGUAUUUGUACUGUUUUCAGGUCGAAAUAUGUCUUAUGAACUGAUUACUUUGCGAUUUUACCAUGGUGGUAAUUUAACGACUGGCAAAAAACCCUACGUUGGUGGACAAGUAACUGAAUUUACACGUAUGGAUUUAGAUAGGUUUUGUUACUUUGAAUUUCUUGAUUGUGUGAAAGAAUUAGGGUAUGACCCUGGUAAAUGCACCAUUUAUGUUAAAUUUGUCGACAGUGUGGUAUUGGUAGAAAUCAAAUGUGAUAGGGAUACAACCCGAGUUACUGCAUGUUUGGGGGAUGGGGAUAUUUUGGAGGCUUUUGUGUGUCACAUGGUUGAAGAGCCCCUAGUGGUCCCACCCUUAUUAGAAUAUGUAACCCAUAUGGAGGGGGAAAGUGAUGUUUCUUUUGAUAAAGUGACUGGUCAAGACAUUGGGGGUAGUGGUGUUUCAUCUUUUGAUGCCUUUGAUACUGAUUUAGAGCCAUUCAAUGAACCUCCUUUUGAACCAACUCAAAAUACUUCCCCUCUCCAACCUAACUCUCCAAGUUCUGUCCCUUGUACUCCUCCAACUGUUGACAAUACUGAAUCAAAUCUUGCUUCUAAUACUACUGCUGCUGCAUCAAAUUCUGCCCCUAAUACUACUACUGAACCAAAUCCUGCCCCUAGCACUACUGCUGCUGCAUCAAAUCCUGCCCCUACUACUACUAAUGAAUCUAUUCGUGCCCCUCAUACCACUGUUGAAUCUUCACAAACUAGGGUUGUCCCUGAUUUUUCUGAAACUGGUAGUGAUUUAGAUUCAUACCUAGAUGGAUUGUUUGAUGAAGGAGAAGUACAUAGUAAGAGUGAUGUAGAUGAGGAGCUAAGGGGUUUUAGGGAGGAAAAGAGAGCUGGAAAAAGAAAAAGAAAAAGAAGGAAGAGGGGUGAAAGAGCUCCUGUCCCUGAACAUGUUAAGUUAGGUUCAGGACCAAAAGGGCCAGAUGUGGGGUAUGAUGAAUCUGAAGGUGCUAGUAGAGACACCAUGGAAGGUAAGUUGGCUGGUGAUGAGCCUUACAGAUGAAGCUGUCAGUUUUGAGACUGAUCCAGAUGACAUAUCUGAUGAUGAUGAAAGAGUAGUUUAACAGAGAGUAAAAGCAAAAAGAAGGAAGGUGACAAACAGAGUUGUGUUUGAUAAAACCUCGAAGAAAAUAGUGUGGGAAACAAGCCUCCAAUUUGAAAGUGUUAAUGAAUUUAGAACUGCAGUUACCAAGUAUGCAGUCCAUAAGCAUGUUGCCAUUGAAAAUUGUAUUAAUGAACCUACAAGGGUAAGGGUUAGGUGUGUAGAGGGUUGUCCUUGGCUUUUAUUUGCUAGUCUUGACUCUAGGACUAACAACUUUGUGGUGAAGACCUAUAAUCCAAUUCACAUGUGUGACCCUACCAAUAGGAACAAGCUUUGCAAUACCAAAUUCUUAUCUAGUCACUAUAAUGAGAGAAUAAAGGAACAACCAAACAUUAGGAUUGAGUUUCAGCAGCUCAUUAAAAAGGAGUUGGAUCUUUAUGUUGGUAGAACUGUGUGUAAAAGAGCAAGAAACAAGGUUUUAGCUGAGUUGAUGGGUGACCAUGUUUUGGAGUUUGGGAGGAUUUUAGAUUAUAGAGACGAGUUGUUAAGAUCAAAUCCAGGUAGUACAUGUGUAGUUAGGCUUAGUGAUGAGACAUUUGAAGGUGGAAAAAAAUGUUUAGAGGAUUCUACAUAUGUUUUGAUGCAAUGAAGAAGUCAUAUUUAGCUGGUUGUAGGAAGUGCAUUGGUUUGGAUGGUUGCUUUUUAAAGGGAAUCUCAAAAGGUCAAUUACUUGUUGUUGUUUGUAAGGAUUUAAACAAUCAGAUGAUGCCACUGGCCUGAGUAGUAGUUGAGAUUGAGAACAAACACAAUUGGACUUGGUUUAUUAGAAUUUUAAAGGAAGAUCUUCAGCUGGGAGAUGGGACAGACAUUGCUGUUAUAACAGAUAUGCAGAAGGGUCUUGAAAGUGUCAUAAAAGAGCAGCUGCCCAAUGUUGAACAUAGAAUGUGUGCUAGGCAUGUUUUAGCCAAUUGGUCCCAAAAAUAAAGAGGCCACCAUCCACAAAUUUUACUGUUAUACCACCUGAAAUGAUGAAGAUGCCAGGCAGGCCUAAGACUGUUAGGAGGAAAGAGGCAAGUGAACCCAAAAAAACAGGAAAACUCUCCAAAAGGGGGGUUGAAAUGACAUGCAGUAAGUGUCAUACCCCAGGUCAUAAUAAAAGGAGAUGUCUUAGAGAGUUUACAAUUGCUGGCCCAAGUGCAAGUGCUUCUGCUGGCCCAAGUUCAGUUGCUGGCCCAAGUUCAGGUUCUGGCCCAAGAAAGGCACCUGCUCCAACUGGUAGAGGAUGGGGUAGGCCAAAGGGAUCAACUGAAAAGAUUGGUUCUACUAAAAGGCCAAAGAUAGUUGAAAUGGGAGUGUUGCACACACAAAGUGGAGCAACUAUCAUCAAUCCUGGAUUACCUAGUGAAAGGGUUCGAAACAUCAAAUCAAGUGCAGUUGUCACUGCUGAACUGUAGCACAAAGCAAGUGGUGGUGUGAAAUGGCAAGAAAGACAAGCUAUGACCUCCAGGCAGCUUCAACAAGGAAGGGACAAAAAUCAGAGUCAAACCAGGACUAAAGUUGUACAAAUGAGCCAAGGCAGCACCACUGCCUUGUGAAAUUGUCAAAGUAGUGGCUGCAUUGUGAAUUUGACCAUUCUAGCUUUACUUUAUGUUUUUGGCAGCUGUGACUGCUUUGUGAAUUUGUUUAUGUAGUUUUUUAAAUACUUUGUUUAGGCAGCUGUGACUGCAUUUGGUUGGGGUUAACUACAGGCAAAAUACAUCAAAUCUAUAUUUUGGGUACAGUUUAAGUUGUGAUUUGAUGUAUUUUGCCUUAACUAUAUGUAGUGGUUUGGUAGAUAUGACUGCAUUUAAAUUUGUUUUUGGCAGUUGUGACUGCACUUGAAUUGGCAGUUGUGACUGCAUUUAACGUUAGUUCUUGUCUAUGUAAAGUGACUCUCUUUUGAUCAAUGGUUAUGCAGUUGUGACUGCAUUUA